Setaria italica (foxtail millet) is the source of this 1296-nucleotide messenger RNA. RefSeq lists its product as uncharacterized. The record is from RefSeq and is a predicted model, not a curated record. The transcript is spliced from 2 exons. Lineage: Eukaryota; Viridiplantae; Streptophyta; Magnoliopsida; Poales; Poaceae. Bases 1 to 1296 code for a protein of 431 amino acids.
AUGAUAUUUGAGUAUGUGGAUGCAACUAUUGAGAAAGUAGGUGCUAAGAAUAUUGUGCAAGUUGUUACUGACAACGCUUCAAACAACAUGGCUGUGAAGGACUUGCUAUUUGUGAAGAGACCCAACAAAUUUUGGAGCUUAUGUGCAACACACACCCUCAAUUUGAUGCUCGAAGGAAUUGGAAAGAUGAAGAAGUUCAAGAGCAUAAUUGAUCAAGCAAAGGCAGUGACCAUCUUUAUCUAUGCACACCAUAGAACCUUGUCUUUGAUGAGGAAAUAUACAAAGAAGAGAGAUAUUGUGAGGCCUGGUGCAACAAGAUUUGCUUCCUCUUUCCUCACAUUACAAAGCUUGUAUGAGAAGAAGGAUCAGCUAAGGAUAAUGUCUCAGUGUCAGUGUGAUGAAUGGGAGAAAUUAUGUGGUUUGACCCACAUGAAGAAAAACAGUAAAGUUGUUUUGUCCACAGCUACAAUGGUGAAACCUGCUUUUUGGGGUGGGGUUGGUCUUUGCUUGAGGUUGUUUGAGUCAUUAAUUAAAGCACUUCACAUGGUUGACAGUGAUAUCAAGCCAUCAUUGGCCUUUCUUUAUGGUGAUAUUCUGAAGGCAAAGGAGGAAAUAAUGGCAACCAUUGGGAAUGUUGAUAAGGCUGUGAAUCUGAAUCUCUACCUUGGCAUCAUGGAGAUCAUUGAUGAGAAGAUGAAGGGUAGGCUGGACACUCCUUUGCACUUAGCUGCAUAUUUCUUGAAUCCUUAUUUUAGCUUCAAUGAUCCAUCGAUCUUCACAAAUGAGCAUGUCAUGGAUGGGCUGAUCUCUGCUAUUGAAACAUUCUACCAUGGUGGCUAUGACAAGCAAAGUCAAGUGCUCAAUGCGGAGAUGGACAAGUUCAAAGAUACGGAAGGCCACUUUGCAAAAGCUGUGGCAAAGGUUGGCUACAAGGAUUAUAAUUUCAAUCCAGAAACAAAAGGCCAAGAAGAACAACAAAAUGGACCACCUUUAGCAACUGAUGCAACUCAUGCUCAAGGUUGGAUGGUUGAAGGUGGUGAUGAUGAAAUAGAUGUUGAACUUGUUGCGGGUCUGACCCUGAAAUUGACUAAAGAGGCAUGUGGGACUGAGGAGGUUGCAAAGCUUCAUAGGAGCUCAAGGUUGGCUCAAAUGAGAAAUGUUGAUGAAGAUAUCAUUGAGGAACCUGAAGAAGAACCGCUCCAUGAUGAUGAUGAAGAGAUCGAGUUUGAAUCCGACCAAGAGGAUGUUGUGCUAGUUGAUGGAGUUGGUGAGCAGAAGGGGGAGGAGGAUGAUUAG